AUGUCUACGUCGUCAGUGGUGCAGCAGUUCGUCAACGGGCUCAAGUCCCGGAAUCGCAAUGUGCAAAACAAGGCAGCGCAAGACUUGUUCCUGUUUGUCAAAACAGAGGUGCGGGAAAUGUCGCAAGAGGAACUGGUCCAAUUUUUCGAUGACUUCGACCAUCACAUAUUUAAUAUGGUCAACGCAACCGACAUUAAUGAGAAAAAAGGGGGCGCCCUAGCCAUGAAGUGCCUGAUUAGUGUCGAUGCGUUGAAGGCCACUAAGGGCAUAUCGCCAUAUUUGAAUCGCUUGCGUGAUCUACUGCUCAUCAAUGAUGUCUCCGUUAUGGAAAUUGCAGCGCGCUCAUUGGUAAAACUGGCGAACUUACCGGGGUCAAAGGGUGUCGAAUCGUUUGAUUUUGAUAUUAAACACGCCUUUGAAAUGUUGAGUGGGGAGAGACAGGAGUAUCGUCGCCACGCCGCCGUUUUUAUACUUCGAGAACUGGCAAUGGCAUUGCCUACAUAUUUCUAUCAGCAAAUCUUAGCUUUUUUCGAGCACAUCUUCAAUGCGAUCUUUGAUCCAAAGCCUGCCAUACGUGAAUCGGCAGGCGAAGCUCUGCGAGCGGCCCUAAUUGUAACAGCCCAGCGGGAGAACACGAAGCAAUCGAGUGAGCCUCAAUGGUAUAAAAAGUGCUAUGACGAAGCCAGUAAUAGCUUCAGUGUGGACCUUGGAACAGGCAAGGAACAAAAGGGAAUGACUCGUGAUGAUCGCAUACACGGUGGUCUCAUUGUUUUUAACGAGCUCUUUCGCUGUGCGAAUGCAGUUUGGGAACGUCGCUAUACAACAUUGAAGACACUCUUUCCAAAGACUCAUCAUAAUAAGAUCCUAGAGGCGACCAGCUCAGCAAAUGCAAGCAGCCAGUUGAACACAAUUGUACCACGACUCAAAGUGCCUUUUAUCGACAAGCUAGGCAGUAGCCAGGUGCAUAUGGAAAGUGAGCAGCCUCAUGGAAUACCCAACAAGUUUUCCAGCCUUAGUGUAUUGGAAUCUGCAUACGCGCAUGAAAUAUUGACAGAGCACUACACUACAAUUUGUGACAAUGUCCUGGAGCAGCGGUUCUCCAAGUCGCCUUAUGUACAGCAGGCCUUGCUUCAAAUUAUGCCGCGGCUGGCCGCUUUUAAUCGCUCAGUAUUCGUCAGCAAAUACCUAAAUAUCUGUGUAGCCCACCUUAUGAGCAUAUUGCGCGGCAAGGAAAAGGAUCGUACGAUGGCCUACAUCACGAUUGGCUACCUGGCCGUGGCAGUUGAACGCGACAUUGAACCACAUCUGAAACCAAUAAUGAGCAUCCUCAAACAAGCACUUCCUGCCAAGGAUUUAGCAAGCAAGCGCAAGACUGUCGUUGAUCCAGCUGUCUUUGCUUCCAUAACGCUGUUGGCUCACGCAGUCAAAUCGGAUAUUGCGGAAGAUGUUCAGGAUAUAUUAGAGCAGAUGUUUAGCACUGGUUUGUCGCCAGCCUUAACUGUCUGUCUGCGUGAAUUGGCCGAGAAUGUGCCGCAACUGAAGUCGGCGAUUACAGAAGGACUAAUCGGCGUGCUGUCCCAGGUGCUGAUGAAUAAGCCAGCGACCAUUCCCUACGCUGCCACUUUACAAAUUGCCAUAGAUGCUUCACUCAUGAUGCAGACUGCAGAUGGCCCCACAAUUGUGCUCGCAUUGAAGACACUCGGCACAUUUAAUUUCGAAGAGCAGAAUAUGCUGGACUUUGUGCAGCGCUGUGCCGACUACUUCAUCAAUCAUGAGCAGCAAGAAAUUCGCUUGGAAGCGGUGCAAACGUGUACUCGAUUGCUAAAGCUUGCCGUGCAAUCAUCGGACAGCAUGGAGAAUUCUAAGACAUUGAGCGAUACGGUGUCCCAUGUUAUAGAGCGUUUGCUCACAGUAGCCAUUACAGAUAUGGAUUGCAAUGUACGCAUACGAAUUUUACGCUCCCUUGACGAAACCUUUGAUGCCAAGCUAGCCCAACCGGAAUCGCUAAAUUCACUUUUUAUCACGUUAAAUGACGAAACAUUUGAGAUUCGUGAGCUAGCCAUGGUUACAAUUGGACGAUUAUCAUCUAUGAAUCCCGCCUAUGUUAUGCCCAAACUAAGAACCACACUGAUCGAGCUUUUGACAGACUUACAGUUUUCCGGCAUGAGUCGAAAUAAGGAGCAGAGUGCGCGCAUGCUCGACCAUUUGGUUAUUAGCACGCCCCGGCUGAUUUCCUCGUACAUGAACCCCAUAUUAAAGGCGCUAGUACCGAAGCUGCACGAGCCAGAAUCGAAUCCUGGUGUAGUGCUCAAUGUGCUGCGCACCAUUGGCGAUCUGGCAGAGGUGAAUGGCGGUUCCAAUGAAAUGGAAUUGUGGGCCGAUGAACUGCUAUCGAUUCUACUGGAAAUGUUGGGCGAUGCAGGCAGUCCGGACAAGCGCGGCGUUGCACUCUGGACAUUGGGUCAGCUAAUCAGUGCGACGGGCCGCGUAGUUACGCCCUACCAUCAGUAUCCAGGCUUAAUUGACAUACUCAUAAACUUCUUGAAGACCGAACAGCGGCGUUCCAUAAGGCGUGAGACGAUCCGGGUGUUGGGCCUACUGGGCGCUAUGGAUCCGUAUAAACACAAGAUGAACAAGGGCCUCAUUGAUAGUCAGAAAGAUAAUGUAUUGAUUGCCUACUCUGAUGGCAAGGUCGAUGAGAGCCAGGACAUCUCAACGGCUGAAUUGUUGGUCAACAUGGGCAACCAAUUGGAUGAAUAUUAUCCGGCUGUAGCCAUCGCUGCCCUUAUGAGAAUUCUACGCGAUCCCACACUAAGCACCUUACAUACAAGCGUCGUGCAGGCGGUUACGUUCAUCUUUCAGAGUCUGGGCAUUAAGUGUGUACCGUAUUUGGCGCAAGUGCUGCCCAAUCUGUUGGACAAUGUACGCACAGCAGAUAAUAAUUUGCGUGAGUUCCUGUUUCAGCAGCUUGCUACUCUCGUUGGAUUCGUCAAACUGCACAUUAUCAGCUACAUGAGCGACAUAUUUCAGCUCAUCAAGGAGUUCUGGACCAUCAAUACACCGCUGCAUACGACGCUAAUUAACUUAAUUGAGCAAAUUGCUGUGGCCUUGGGCUGUGAAUUUCGGGAUUAUCUGGCCCAGCUCAUUCCGCAGAUUUUACGAGUUCUGCAGCAUGAUACGUCCAAGGAUCGAAUGGUUACCAGACGACUGCUGCAGGCGCUUCAGAAAUUUGGCAGUACUCUCGGCUAUUACCUACCAUUGAUUGUGCCGCCGAUCGUAAAGCUUUUCGACUCACCCUACGUACCCCAGCAAGUGUCUUUGGUUGCCUUAGAAACGAUUAAUCACUUAGCAGGUCAGCUAGACUUCACAGAUUUUUCCUCCCGUAUAAUACACCCUCUGGUACGUCUGCUGGACUCGGAGCCAGAACUGCGCGAACAAGCGAUGACCACCCUUUGUUCUUUGGUCAUACAACUGGGCAAGAAGUAUUUGGUGUUUGUGCCGAUGGUGAAUCGCAUAAUAACCAAGCAUCGAAUUGUGGAUUCCAAUUAUGAGAAGCUGCUUAACAAAAUCCAGAGUAAUACAACCAUGGCCCUGGAUGGGGAAUUCCUUACGCGGCAUGCUAAGUGUAAACAUAACGAGCCGAUGGUCUUAGACACGAGCAGCACAGCAACAUCCUUGAAGGUGCACACUGAGGAUUUGCGAGCAUCCUGGCAGGUCACGCGUCGUGUUUCUAAGGACGAUUGGGUCGAAUGGCUAAAACGUCUGUCGAUUGGAUUACUUAAAGAAUCACGCUCGCAUGCGCUGCGUGCCUGCCGCGUAUUGGCCAAGGACUACGAUCCCUUGCUGCGCGACUUAUUUAAUGCAGCAUUUAUCUCUUGCUGGACAGAUCUUUCACCGGAGCAUAAGCAUGAGUUAACUCAAUCCCUAAUACAGGCUCUGCAAGUCACAGAUAUGCCAGAAAUCACUCAGACCAUUCUUAAUUUGGCCGAGUUCAUGGAGCACUGCGAUCGCGAUCCCAUACCGAUUGAUACAAAGCUUCUUGGCACACGGGCUAUGGCUUGUCGCGCAUACGCCAAGGCAUUGCGCUAUAAGGAGGAGGAGUUCCUGCUGCGCAAGGAUCCUCAAGUCUUUGAGUCACUUAUACUGAUCAAUAACAAGCUGCAACAGCGUGAGGCCGCCGAAGGUCUGUUGACCACCUAUCGUAAUGCAGCUAAUGAGCUAAACGUCCAGGGACGCUGGUACGAGAAGCUGCAUAACUGGGAUCAGGCUCUGCAUCACUACAAAUACAAUUUGUCAACGGAUGCCAACGAUCUGGAGGCGCGUCUAGGUCAUAUGCGCUGUCUGGAGGCGCUUGGCGACUGGUCCGAGUUGAGUAAUGUGACGAAACAGGAAUGGGAGAGCUUCACUCCAGAGGUUAAGGCUCGUGCUGGCCCCUGGGCUGCUGUGGCCGCCUGGGGUCUGGAGGAUUGGGAGGCUAUGCAAGAGUAUGUACGCUGCAUUCCUGUAGACACGCAGGAUGGUAGCUACUAUCGGGCUGUACUCGCAGUACAUCACGAAGAUUUUGAAAAGGCCCAGUUUCUCAUCGAUGAGACCCGCGAUCUGCUCGACACGGAGCUGACAUCCAUGGCAGGCGAAUCAUAUGAGCGCGCCUAUGGCGCCAUGGUCUGUGUGCAAAUGUUGGCCGAACUGGAGGAAGUUAUUCAAUACAAACUCAUACCAGAUCGACGAGAGCCUCUGAAAUCGAUGUGGUGGAAGCGCCUUCAGGGCGGUCAGCGUUUGGUCGAGGAUUGGAGACGCAUAAUCCAAGUGCAUUCGCUGGUGGUGAAACCACAUGAAGACAUACACACGUGGCUGAAGUAUGCAAGUCUUUGUCGCAAAAAUGGCUCUCUCCAUUUAUCACACAAAACUCUAGUCAUGCUCUUGGGCAUGGAUCCCAAACAGGCGCCUAACGAACCAUUGCCGUCCAAUCAACCGCAGGUUACCUACGCCUAUACAAAAUAUAUGGACGCCUCGGGCCACCUUCAGGAGGCGUACGAUCAACUACGUCACUUUGUCAACACCUAUAGCGCUCAGUUAUCAUACAUACCGCAGGAGGCAGUGAAACAAGAGGAUCAUCGCUUGCUAGCACGCUGUUAUUUACGUCUCGCCACCUGGCAAAAUAAGCUGCAAGGCAUCCUUGAACCGGAGGCGGUGCAGGGUGCCCUCGAGUGCUUUGAGAAGGCCACAAGCUACGAUCCGAACUGGUACAAGGCCUGGCACAAAUGGGCCUACAUGAAUUUCAAAGUAAUGCAGGCCCAGAAACAAACACCCGAUAAGAAGCCGGUGGGCGAUGGGGAAUAUUCGGCUAAGGAUCGCCUCAUUAUUCAGCAGUAUGCUGUACCCGCUGUUCAGGGCUUCUUCCGGUCGAUUAGCCUCAUUAAGGGUAACUCACUGCAGGACACUCUGCGUCUAUUAACACUAUGGUUUGACUAUGGCCACGACUCUGAGGUUUAUGAAGCUGUACUUUCGGGCAUGAAACUCAUCGAGAUUAACACAUGGCUACAAGUGAUCCCUCAACUAAUUGCUCGCAUCGACACGCAUCGUAAGCUGGUUGGCCAACUUAUACAUCAGCUUCUAAUGGAUAUUGGCAAAAAUCAUCCUCAGGCCUUGGUCUACCCUCUAACAGUCGCCUCCAAAUCCGCCUCGCUAGCACGUAAAAAUGCCGCCUUCAAAAUACUCGACUCGAUGCGAAAGCACUCCCCCACAUUGGUGGAGCAGGCGGUGAUGUGUAGCGAAGAACUAAUCCGUGUAGCCAUUCUUUGGCACGAGCAGUGGCACGAAGCCCUGGAAGAAGCCUCCCGUCUUUACUUCAGCGAUCGCAAUGUAAAGGGCAUGUUUGAAAUACUGGAGCCCCUUCACGCAAUGCUUGAGCGUGGCCCCCAGACUCUGAAGGAGACCUCCUUCUCGCAGGCAUACGGCCGCGAGCUAACCGAGGCCUAUGAAUGGACGCAACGCUACAAGACCUCAUCCGUGCUAUUGGAUCUAGAUCGUGCCUGGGAUAUUUACUAUCAUGUUUUCCAGAAAAUUUCACGUCAACUGCCGCAGCUUACCUCCCUGGAAUUGCCGUACGUGUCUCCAAAGCUAAUGACCUGCAAAGAUCUCGAGCUAGCCGUGCCUGGAUCCUAUAAUCCAGGACAGGAACUAAUACGGAUCAGCCACAUCAAGACCAAUCUUCAGGUUAUAACAUCGAAGCAGCGACCACGCAAAUUAUGCAUACGUGGUUCCAAUGGCAAGGACUACAUGUAUCUGCUGAAAGGUCAUGAGGAUUUGCGACAGGAUGAGCGUGUGAUGCAGCUAUUCUCGCUCGUCAACACCUUACUGCUCGACGACCCUGAUACGUUCCGGCGAAAUUUAGCCAUUCAGCGCUACGCCGUCAUACCGUUAAGCACCAAUUCUGGCCUCAUUGGCUGGGUACCACACUGUGAUACGCUACACACGCUGAUACGUGAUUACCGGGACAAAAAGAAGGUGCCGCUUAAUCAGGAGCACCGAACCAUGCUCAACUUUGCACCCGACUACGAUCAUUUGACACUCAUGCAAAAGGUGGAGGUGUUCGAGUAUGCGCUGGGCCAGACUCAGGGCGAUGAUCUGGCCAAGCUGCUUUGGCUGAAGUCGCCCUCGUCGGAGGUUUGGUUCGAACGUCGCAAUAACUACACCCGCUCCCUAGCGGUCAUGUCUAUGGUUGGCUACAUUCUCGGUCUGGGCGACCGUCACCCCUCCAACCUGAUGUUGGAUCGCAUGAGUGGAAAGAUCCUGCACAUUGACUUUGGUGACUGCUUUGAGGUGGCCAUGACUCGGGAAAAAUUCCCUGAGAAAAUCCCCUUCCGAUUGACGCGCAUGCUGAUCAAGGCCAUGGAGGUCACUGGCAUCGAGGGCACCUAUCGCCGUACCUGCGAGAGUGUCAUGGUGGUGCUGCGUCGCAAUAAGGACUCCCUUAUGGCCGUCCUCGAAGCAUUCGUCUACGAUCCCCUACUUAAUUGGCGUCUCCUUGAUGUGGACAAAAAGGGAAAUGAGCCGGCAAACUCGGGCAUGCAAAUUGGCGGCAAUGGCAGCCCCAGCAACUCCUUAGAGGAGUCCCUGUUGCACAGCAAUCCCGUAGCCAAGUCCAAAACCUAUGAGGCACAGCUGUCGUCCAACCUGAUGGGCGUGGCAAAUGUGGCCGAUGUCACCAAUAGCAAGGCCAGCAAGGUGAUCAAGCGAGUGAAACGGAAACUAACCGGCACCGACUUCCAAACCCAAAGCAGCGUAACCGUGCAACAGCAGGUGGAGCUACUCAUCCAGCAGGCUACCAAUAACGAGAACCUCUGCCAGUGCUAUAUUGGCUGGUGUCCAUUUUGGUGAGAGGCGAGUCGUCGCCCUGAACAUAAAUUGCACAUAUUUAUAAUUUAUAUAGCAUGUUAGAAUUACGCUUCAUAUAAUUUUAUAUUGUAAAUUCAAUUGCAAUUAAAUUCCAAAUUUUGUAAACCUCA
Molecule: messenger RNA, 7508 nt
Organism: Scaptodrosophila lebanonensis
Lineage: Eukaryota; Metazoa; Arthropoda; Insecta; Diptera; Drosophilidae
Gene: Tor
Product: serine/threonine-protein kinase Tor
Exons: 5
Coding region: 1-7380 (2459 amino acids)
Biological process (GO): TOR signaling; protein phosphorylation; negative regulation of macroautophagy
Cellular component (GO): nucleus; TORC1 complex; TORC2 complex
Molecular function (GO): protein binding; protein-containing complex binding; protein serine/threonine kinase activity
Source: RefSeq, a predicted model, not a curated record